Pogona vitticeps (central bearded dragon) is the source of this 743-nucleotide messenger RNA. The record is from RefSeq and is a predicted model, not a curated record. NCBI's taxonomy places the organism in Eukaryota, Metazoa, Chordata, Lepidosauria, Squamata, Agamidae.
AAUGACUUGCAAAAGCUUUGACUCAAGGACAGAUUUAGGGUUAUUACCUGUUAUUGAAGUCUUUGGUCUCUGUCUUUCAUGGCAGCCCGGCUCCCAAGCUCGUAUUCAACAGGAUAAAUGGCAAAAGACCACCGCUGAUGCCCUUCCCCAUGUCAACCACAGAAGAAAGCUACACUGCGGCUCAUGAGGAAAACGUUCGGUUUGUGCACGAAGCAUGGCAACAAGUAGAACAACAACUGAAUGACAGUCAACCAGGAGACAAGAAGUCUGGCCCGGUAUCAUACGUAGAGAAAUCACUUUGCCCAGAACUAAAAAACUUUGUGCCUAUAGACCUGGACGACUGGUGGGCCCAGCAGUUCUUGGCCGGACUUGAGAAUGGGUCUUAGUGAGUGGCGGGGUUUCGAAGAUUCAAAUAGCAAAAUAAACGAAUGUAACUCUAAAUGCACAUCUGUCGAAGCAAGAAGAGAGAGAGAGAGAGAAAUGGACCACAGCUGUCCUGUCCUUGUCCUCAUUUGUCUGGGGAGCGGAAGAACCACCCGAUUCGUGCUCCUUUUUUUGAAGCACGAGGAUUCGCACAAGGACAAUUCCUAGGUACUGCUGUGUUGUUCCCGCGGCAGCCAAUUUGGGGAGGGUCUGGUGGCCUUCUCCUGCUUGGAGAUGGUGCCCUCCCUCUACACCAGCGCUGACCUGUAAGGCCGAGACGGCGGAUCACAAUAAACGCACUGAUGGCCCUGUCCGUGGAA